AUGGAUCCCAUCAACCGGCCCAAGACACAAAGUCCCUGGCGUCAAUGUCUCGUGGGGCUGCUAUUCCAGCUUCUUCUGGCUUUGUGCCUCUUCUCUUACCUGCGUGUGAUUCCAGGCAAGUCCACCACCACAGAGCCCCCCAUCAAAACGGACAACAAGUCCUACCCCAUGACCCCCCAUCCACCCCCCCUUGUCAUUCUGCUAUGGACAUGGCCUUUCAAUAAGCCGGUGAAUUUGUCCCCCUGCUCGAAGCUGUGGCCCGGCAUGGCUGACUGCCAACUGACUGCUGACCGCAAAAUGUACCAGAAGGCAGACGCAGUCAUAGUGCAUCAUCGUGAGGUCAGCUACAGGCCUCGGGAGCUGCUCCCCCGUUCCCCAAGACCACCAGGCCAGCGCUGGGUCUGGUUUAGCUUGGAGUCCCCCACCAACUGCCAGCAGCUGAAGGCCCUAGAUGGCUACUUCAAUCUGACCAUGUCCUACCGCAGAGACUCGGACAUCUUCACACCUUAUGGCUGGCUCGAGCCCUGGUCCGGCCAACCCGCUGAUACACUGGCCCGCCUCUCAGCCAAGACCAAGCUGGUGGCCUGGGCAGUGUCCAACUGGCAAGUGAACUCGGCCCGGGUGCGCUACUACCAGCAGCUCCAGCCCCACCUCCAGGUGGAUGUGUACGGGCGUUCCCACAAGCUGCUGCCCUCUGGGGUCAUGAUGGAGUGUUUGUCGCAGUACAAAUUCUACCUGGCUUUUGAGAACUCUCUGCACACGGACUACAUCACAGAGAAGCUCUGGAGGAACGCGCUGGAAGCCUGGGCUGUGCCUGUGGUGUUGGGCCCCAGCAGGACCAACUACGAGCGCUUCCUACCACCCGACGCCUUCAUCCACGUGGACGACUUCCCCAAUGCCCAGGCCCUGGCCCAGCACCUGCAGGCGCUGGACAAGGACCAGGCUGCCUACCUGAGGCACUUCCGCUGGCGUGAGACGCUGCGGCCCUGUGUCUUCUCCUGGGCCCUGUCCUACUGCAAGGCCUGCUGGAAGCUUCAGCAGGAGAACAGGUACCAGACUGUGCUCAGCAUCGCCUCCUGGUUCACAUGA
Chrysochloris asiatica (Cape golden mole) is the source of this 1089-nucleotide messenger RNA. It is a transcript of the gene FUT3, whose product is annotated as fucosyltransferase 3 (galactoside 3(4)-L-fucosyltransferase, Lewis blood group). The transcript has a single exon. Gene Ontology annotation, molecular function: alpha-(1->3)-fucosyltransferase activity. The coding region runs from base 1 to 1089 and encodes 362 amino acids. The record is from RefSeq and is a predicted model, not a curated record. Lineage: Eukaryota; Metazoa; Chordata; Mammalia; Afrosoricida; Chrysochloridae. Gene Ontology annotation, cellular component: membrane.